Messenger RNA from Nerophis ophidion (straightnose pipefish), 6280 nucleotides. It is a transcript of the gene rab6ba, whose product is annotated as RAB6B, member RAS oncogene family a. The record is from RefSeq and is a predicted model, not a curated record. Gene Ontology annotation, molecular function: GTP binding; GTPase activity. NCBI's taxonomy places the organism in Eukaryota, Metazoa, Chordata, Actinopteri, Syngnathiformes, Syngnathidae. The transcript has 8 exons. The coding region runs from base 129 to 755 and encodes 208 amino acids.
CCGGCGACAACGCAUGCGCAGAGGCUCCCGAGCCGAGAAGUGAGGGGGGGGGGGGGGGACUGUCCCACAAACACCCGGAGCGGCACCGAGGAGCUCUUUUAUCUUUCGUCUCCAUCGUCCUCGUCAACAUGUCGGCGGCCAGUGACUUUGGGAACCCUCUACGGAAAUUCAAACUGGUCUUCCUGGGGGAGCAGAGUGUUGGAAAGACGUCCCUGAUCACACGCUUCAUGUAUGACAGCUUCGACAACACCUACCAGGCAACCAUCGGGAUUGACUUCCUGUCGAAAACCAUGUACCUGGAAGACCGAACGGUGAGGCUGCAGCUGUGGGACACGGCGGGACAAGAGCGCUUCAGGAGCCUGAUCCCGAGCUACAUACGAGACUCCACCGUGGCCGUGGUGGUCUACGACAUCACAAACAUGAACUCCUUCCAGCAGACGUCCAAGUGGAUCGAGGACGUGAGGACAGAGCGAGGAAGUGAUGUCAUCAUCAUGCUGGUGGGCAAUAAAACCGACCUGGCAGAUAAGAGGCACAUCACCAUUGAGGAAGGCGAGCAGCGGGCUAAAGAGCUGAGUGUCAUGUUCAUAGAGACCAGCGCCAAGACAGGUUUCAACGUCAAACAGUUGUUUCGCCGUGUAGCCGCCGCUCUCCCCGGGAUGGAAAGUAUGCAGGAGAGCAGCAAAGAAGGAAUGAUCGACAUCAAGUUGGACAAACCGCAGGAGCCGCAGACGAGCGAGGCGGGCUGCUCGUGUUAAUCGUGGCCACGCCCGCUUCCACCUCCCUCCCCCGUGCUUCUUACAUCGUCGCUUCCUUUUGGUUUGAAGGCCUCCUCCUGGUCCCCGACCGACUGCUGGUCAGUGUUGACAGAGAAAGCAAUGUGUCCGUGAAGCGGCCAAAAAGAAACACCACGAAGACGACCUAACCGUCCAGAUCCCCCACUUUGUUUUUUGUAUUUUUGAUAAUGUUGUUUGAGAUCCAGGAUGACCCCACCUCCCUUGUUAGCGUCCUGGGAAGUCCACCACUCAGCCUUUUAGACCAAGUAUCCAUGCAUGCUUCUGUCUGUGUCAGGUAACAUUACACACACACACACACACACACACACACGCUUGUCUUUCUUAACUUUUUGAGACCUUCGAAAAUUGCCUGCCCCUUUAGGACCACCCUUUCUAGAUAUAUAAAGAAGUGUAUUUACAACAUUGAUAAUAUAUACAUACUAUGCAAAUAUAACAAAGUUUGUUGUGAAAAAUGAGUUGGAAGAAAAAGGUCACAAUGUCACAAGCAGAAAUUUGGCAGUGUUAAGAUAAAAGUCGUAAUUUUACCCAACGUAAGUCAAAAUGUGAAUUGGAUUAUAUUUUAUAUAGCGCUUUUCUCUAGUGACUCAAGGCACUUUUACGUCUUGAAACCCAAUAUCUAAGUUACAUUUAAACCAAUGUGAGUGGGUCUGGGAGCAGGUGGGUAAAGUGUCUUGCCGAAGGACAAAAAGGCAGUGACUAGGAUGGCAAAAGAGGGGAUCGAACCUGGAACCCCUCAAACAUACUGGCCAACUCCCGAAAUUCAGCGCCUCUCCCGAAAACCUCCCGGGAGCUGAAGGCCACGCCUCUUCCAGCUCCAUGCGGACCUGAGUGAGGACAGCCUGUUUUCACGUCCGCUUUCCCACAAUAUAAACAGCGUGUCUGCCCAAUGACGUUAUAACUGUAGAAUGAUCGAGGGCGAGUUCUUGGUUUCUUAUGUGGGUUUAUUGUUAGGGAGUUUCAUUAACGUCCUCCCAGCGCGGUAACAACACACAACAACAGCAGUCCCGUUUUCGUCUACUGUAAAGCAGUUCGUCUGCCGUAAACAGCAAUGUCGUGACACUCUUAAACAGGACAAUACUGCCAUCUACCGUACAUGCAUAUGGUUGGAAAAAUAGUGACAGAGAAUAGAACAAGGAUGGACAAUUCAACCCUUAACAAUCAGUAGAUGAGUGUUGUGUGUGUGUAUACGUGUAAAAAAAACAAUUUAUUUUAUGUAUAUAUAUAGCUAGAAUUCACUGAAAGUCAAGUAUUUCUUAUACAUAUAUAUAUAUAUAUAUAUAUAUAUGUAUGUAUACGUAUGAAAUACUUGACUCUUAACAACGCCCCCAACAAUGCCCCCCACCCCCUGAAAUCGGAGGUCUCAAGGUUGGCAAGUAUGCCCUCAAGUUGCUGGCACAGCCACUCUACCAACCGAGCUAUACCGCCCCAUGUUACAAGAAAAACUAAACUUUUGUGCAAUAUUAUGAUAAAAGUUGGAAUUUUUCUCAAAGACAGUUGUAAUUUUACAAGAACAGCUAAACAUUUUGGCAAUUUCAUGAAAAGACUAUUAAUUUUGCUCAAGUCACAAAUGUAUGAGAAAACUUUUGGCAAUGUAUUAGUUAUAAUCGGAAUUUUACUCGGCAAAAUGACAAAAGUCAUAAUUUUACUCCAAAAAUGUCACUAUUUUACCGGAACAACAAAAAAAUUGGCAAUAUUGUGCUAAAAGCCAGAAUUGGUAAGACAAAUGUCACAAUUUUACAUAAAAAAGUAAUAAUUUUACAUUAAGUAAUAAUUUUACAAGAAAAUAUUGCAAUAUUACUGAAAAAGAAAGAAUAUGCGCAAAUGUUUCCAAUUUCAUAAGAAAAAUUUUGACAUGUGAGAAAAAGACUGCUUUUAGGUAAUUUUUUGUUGUUGAAUUUUUUUGUUUUUAAUUAUUUUUCAAUCUUCAUUAUAUACUUCAAGUUAUUACAGUAUGUCUCUGUAUACAUAUUUAUCUUUUUUAUAUAAAUUGUGGCCAAAGCAUUUCAAUUUCUUACACACACUUGUUAUUUCAUAUGUUGACCAGAGGGGCGCACUUCAAAUUUUUUACACACACUUGUUAUUUCAUAUGUUGACCAGAUGGGAAGCACUUCAACUUUUGAUUACACACACUUGUUAUUUCAUAUGUUGACCAAAGGAGGGGGGCACUUGAACUUUUGUUUACACACACUUGUUAUUUCAUAUGUUGACUAGAGGUGGAGCACUUGAACUUUUGAUUACACAGACUUGUUAUUUCAUAUGUUGACCAGAGGUGGAGCACUUCAACUUUUGAUUACACACACUUGUUAUUUCAUAUGUUGACCAGAGGGGAAGCACUUCAACUUUUUUCUACACACACUUGUUAAUUCAUAUGUUGACCAGAGGGGGAGCACUUUUAAUGAGACAUUGUCUAUUAGAUGCAAUGUUAUUGGGACCAUGAUUUAUGUCAUCACUUGUUCACACCUCCUCAUAUGGAAGAUACUUUUCCUUCUUCAUGUCUCAAGAAGGCUAGAAAUACAAGCACACACACACACACACACACACACACCAGUGUGUUACAUUGUGUACACGUGCACUCGCUUGUAAAUAUGUGAGCCCAGGACAAACUUUGACCUUUGACACUGCACGGGACGAGGACCACUUUGUUACUUUCAUAGCGCAGCCUCUAAAGUUGAACACGUUGCCAUGGUGAUCCUCACAUAGUGUACGUGCGAUGAUCAUAUUCCACUACCGUCUAUAAAUCGUUAUUUCGAUGUGUAUCGCAUGGUUAGAGCUUUUCUUCUCCUCCCGUAAUUUUAACUUAAUUACUUUUAAUUUAAUAAUUAUGAAUUUUUGGUCUCAUAAUUGAGUUUUAUUUCAUCAUUUUGAUCUCUUAAUUAUGACUUAUCUCAUUUAAACUUUCUUAUCCAAUAAUUUCGAUUUAUUAUCUAAUAAUUUCUAUUUUAAUUAUUUCGAUUUGUAUCUCAUAAUUAGGACAUUUUUAUAUUUAGAAGUUUUACUUUUUAUUUAAUAGUUGUGAUUUUUUGAUCUCAUAAUUAUGACUUUUCUCAUAAUUUCAACUUUCUUAUUCCAUAAUUUCGACUUUUUAUCUAAUUUAAAUUUUUAAUUAUUUCGAUUUGCCUAAUUAGGACUUUUUAAUAUUUUUAUAUUUUGUAUUUUUUAUAUUUAGAAUUUUUACUUUUUAUUUAAUAAUUAUGAAUUUUUUGGUCUCAUAAUUAUGAGUCUUAUUUCAUAAUUUUGAUUUUUGAUCUCAUAAUUAUGACUUAUCUCCUAAUUUCAACUUUUAUCCCAGUAUUAGAACUUUUAAAUCUCAUAAUUUCAACUUUCUUAUCCCAUAAUUUCGGUUUUUUAGCUCACAGUCAUGAUCACUUUUUGUCUAAAAAUGUCAACUUUACCAGCUCAUUAUUUCGAUGUGUAUCUCAUAAUUAGGGCUUUUUCCCCCUCGUAACUAACUUAAUUGCUUUUUAUUUAAUAGUUAUGAAUUUUUGGUCUCAUAAUAUAGUUUUAUUUCGUCAUUUUGAUCUCAUAAUUAUGAAUUAUUUCAUACUUUCAACUUUCUUAUCCCAUAAUUUCGACAUUUUAGCUCAUAAUUAUGACUUUUUAUCUAAUAAUUUCAACUUUAAUAUUUCGAUUUGUAUCUCAUUAGAACGUUUUCAUAUUUGGAAUUUUCACUUUUAUUUAAUAGUUAUGAUUUUAUUGGUCUCAUAAUUAUGAGUCUUAUUUCAUAAUUUAGAUUUUUGAUCUCAUAAUUAUGACAUAUUUCCUAAUUUCGAUUUUUAUCCCAAUAUUAGGACUUUUAAAUCUCAUAAUUUAAACUUUAUCCCAUAAUUUCGGCUUUUUAGCUCACAAUUAUGACUUUUUGUCUAAAAAUGUCAACUUUCUUACCUCAUUAUUUUGAUGUGUAUCUCAUAAUUAGGGCUUUCCCCCCCUCAUAACUUUAACUUAAUUACUUUUUAUUUAAUAGUUAUGAAUUUUUGGUCUCAUAUUUGAGUUUUAUUUCAUCAUUUUGUUCUCAUAAUUAUGAAUUAUUUCAUACUUUCAACUUUCUUAUCCCAUAAUUUCGACAUUUUAGCUCAUAAUUAUGACUUUUUAUCUAAUAAUUUCAACUUUAGUUAUUUCGAUUUGUAUCUCAUAAUUAGGACGUUUUCAUAUUUGGAAUUUUCACUUUUAUUUAAUAGUUAUGAUUUUUUUGGUCUCAUAAUUAUUAGUCUUAUCGCAUAAUUUAGAUUUUUGAUCUAUCUCAUAAUUUUUACUUUUAUCUCAAUAUUAGGACUUUUAAAUCUCAUAAUUUCAACUUUCUUAUCCCAUAAUUUCGUCUUUUUAGCUCACAAUUAUGACUUUUUGUCUAAAAAUGGCAACUUUCCUAGCUCAUUAUUUCGAUGUGUAUCUCAUAAUUAGGGCUUUUUUCCCCUCGUAACUAAAACUUAAUUACUUUUUAUUUAAUAGUUAUGAAUUUUUGGUCUCAAAAUUGAGUUUUAUUUCACCAUAUUGAUUUCAUAAUUAUGAAUUAUUUCAUAAUUUCUACUUUCUUAUCCCAAAAUUUCGACAUUUUAGCUCAUAAUUAUGACUUUAUAUCUAAUAAUUUCAACUUUAGUUAUUUCGAUUUGUAUCUCAUAAUUAGGACGUUUUCAUAUUUGGAAUUUUCACUUUUAUUUAAUAGUUAUGAUUUUUUUGGUCUCAUAAUUAUUAGUCUUAUUUCAUAAUUUAGAUUUUUGAUCCAUCUCAUAAUUUCGACUUUUAUCUCAAUAUUAGGACUUUUUUAAUCUCAUAAUUUCAAUUUUCUUAUUCCAUAGUUUUGGCUUUUAAGUUUACAAUUAUGACUUUUUAUCUAAAAAUGUCAACUUUCUUACCUCGUUAUUUCGAUGUGUAUCUCAUAAUUAGGGGCUUUUUUUCUCACGUAAUUUUAACCUAAUUACUUUUUAUUUAAUAAUUAUGAAUUUUUGGUCUAAUAAUUGAGUCUUACUUUAUUGUUUUGAUCUCAUAAUAAUGACUUAUCUCAUAAUUUCAACUUUCUUAUCCCAUCAUUUCGACUUUUUAUCUCAUCAUGACUUUUUAUUUAAUAAUUUCAACUUAAUUAUUUUAGAUUUUUACUUCACAAUUAGGACUUUUUUUAUUCACCAUUUUUACUUUUUAUUUAAUAGUUGUGAAUUUUUUGGUCUCAUAAUUAUGAGUCUUAUUUCAUAAUUUAGAUUUUUGAUCUCAUAAUGAUGACUUCUCAUAAUUUCGACUUGUAUCCCAAUAUUGCGUAUGUCAACACUCCAUAGGUGGACCACGCAUUGUCUUCCACUUUAGAGGCUCCACUGCAGCUGGGGGGAAUUGAAAUAUCAAAUUAGACAUGUCAAAGACUUUGUUAGUGACUCGCCACACGUCCAUCACCUGUACAUAAUGAUUUCUUUCACCGCGGAAAUGUUUGAUCUCUAUUUGGCGGUGGAGGGCGGGGCCCCGGCCUGAAUAAACAUGUCCUACCCAACAUUGCAUUCGCUUCAUGC